Molecule: messenger RNA, 1410 nt
Organism: Dermacentor silvarum
Lineage: Eukaryota; Metazoa; Arthropoda; Arachnida; Ixodida; Ixodidae
Product: fatty acid synthase-like
Exons: 6
Coding region: 64-1410 (448 amino acids)
Biological process (GO): fatty acid biosynthetic process
Molecular function (GO): fatty acid synthase activity; oxidoreductase activity
Source: RefSeq, a predicted model, not a curated record
GCUACCUUUAAGUGCCUCCUGGGCCUGGAAUUCUCUGGCCGAGACCCCCAGGGUCGGCGGGUAAUGGGCCUGACGCCGGGACUCGGUAUGGCCACGGCCGUGGCUACGAGCCCGGAGUCGCUGUGGGAGGUGCCGGAGUCCUGGAGUCUCGAGGAGGCCUCGACGGUGCCCGUGGCUUACGCGACCGUCUACUACGCGCUCAUCGUGAAGGGCGGCAUGCGACCAGGAGAGUCGCUGUUGAUUCACUCCGGCAGCGGAGGCGUGGGACAGGCAGCCAUCGCCAUCGCGCUGUCCAUGGGAUGUACCGUGUUCACUACCGUGGGUUCCCGGGAGAAGCGGGAGUUCCUUCUGCGCCGCUUCCCGCAGCUUCAAGAGAGGAACAUCGCAAACUCUCGCGACUUGUCCUUCGAGGAUCACGUGUUGCGGGAAACCAAAGGCAGAGGUGUGGACCUCGUGCUCAACUCGCUCGCCGGAGAGAAGCUGCAGGCCAGCGUGCGCUGCCUGGCGACCUACGGCCGCUUCCUGGAGAUCGGCAAGUUCGACAUGUCCAAGAACUCGCCGCUCGGAAUGUCGGUGCUUCUCAAGAGCGCCGUCGUGUACGGCAUUCUGUUGGAGUCGCUGUUCGGCGACAGCCCGCUCGCGGCGGAGGACAAGUGUCGCGUAUGGCAAUUGCUCGGCGAAGGCAUCGCGUCGGGUGUGGUUCGACCGCUGGAAACCGCUCGUUUUGCAAGGGACCGGGCUGAGGAGGCAUUCCGCUUCAUGGCCUCGGGAAAGCACAUUGGAAAGGUCGUGCUUGAGAUCCGUCCGGAGGAGAGCCCACGAAAGACUUCACCAGCCUCUCCGCUCACCGUGAAGGUCACUUCUCGGACGUGCUUCUACGAGCACAAGUCCUACGUAAUCACCGGUGGGCUCGGCGGCUGCGGGCUGGAGCUCGCCGACUGGAUGGUGAACCGUGGCUGUCGCAAGCUCUUGCUCACGUCACGGUUCGGUGUGCAGACAGGAUACCAGCGGCUGUGCCUUCGUAGAAUGCGUCGCGCAGGGGCCAAAGUUCUUGUGAGCAAGGACGACGUUUCGACGAUGCAGGGAACCCGGAAUAUCAUCGAAGAGGCCGAGAGACUAGGUCCCGUUGGUGGCAUUUUCAGCCUUGCAGUGGUUCUUUGCGAUGCGAUUCUGGAAAAUCAAACGCCCGAAGCAUUCGACACCGUUUACAAGGCGAAGGGGGACGGCACCAGGCACCUGGACGAAGUGUCCCGCGAGUCGUGCCCCGAGCUGGACCACUUCGUCGCCUUCUCUUCCAUUGCUUCGUGCCAUGGCAACAUUGGCCAGACUGGGUACGGCUACGCCAACGCCGUCGUGGACCGCGUUUGCGAGAGAAGAGCUGCUGAUGGACUCCCCGGACAUUCGUCCUGA